Molecule: messenger RNA, 4535 nt
Organism: Corythoichthys intestinalis (scribbled pipefish)
Lineage: Eukaryota; Metazoa; Chordata; Actinopteri; Syngnathiformes; Syngnathidae
Exons: 7
Coding region: 465-1346 (293 amino acids)
Source: RefSeq, a predicted model, not a curated record
CCGACCAUUACGGUACGUGACGUCACCGUUUUGUUUCGGUAAUACUUCACUCUAAUCGGCCGAAUGAUUUCGUCUGUGUUAAAUUCUGCUUUUUUCACUCUUCAUAAAGCACAGAAUUUAGUUUCUUAAACUCAUUUGAGUCGACGUUUAUUGCAGCUCCGCAAUUCGGACUAUAACAAAUGUAAGGACACACACUUCCUAUGUCCGUCAACUAUAUCGGUCCCUCGGGAAACUCAAACCCAAAUAACAAUAGUUCCUUUUGUUACUGUCGAGUUGACAGCUAUGAGCUCUCACGGAUUUCCGACUUACGUUCUCACUUUCAUUUUACCGUAUCAAUCCAUGGAAGAAACAUUUAUUCAUCAUGAGGAAACGAGCAAGUUAUACAGCAGCCUUUAAAAGAAAAGUCACAUCUGUUUUGUUUUCUCCUAGAUUCUGGCGCAAGCUUGCUGGCCUUGCGUCGGUGGAUGGCGGGGGGAGUAUGUCGCAGCAAGGUCAGGCUGGAUGGGAAAACAGUGCUGAUCACGGGCGCCAACACCGGCAUCGGAAAAGAGACGGCCCUGGACCUGGCGCGACGAGGGGCCAGAGUAAUCCUCGCCUGCAGGGACUUGACGAAAGCCCACAUAGCGGCUGUACAAAUUCGCAAGCAGAGCCGUAACGACAACGUGGUGGUGAAAAAGUUGGAUUUGGCCUGCCUGCAAUCGGUCAGAGACUUGGCCAGAGAUAUUAUAAAUAAUGAGGAGCACUUGGACAUCCUUAUUAACAAUGCAGGUAUCAUGAUGUGCCCCAAAUGGAAGACGGACGAAGGUUACGAAAUGCAAUUUGGCGUCAACCACCUGGGACACUUCCUGCUCACUAAUCUUCUCAUUGAGCUGCUGAAAAAGUCAGCACCGAGUCGAAUCGUAAUUGUCUCCAGUUUGGCGCAUGAGAAGGGUCAAAUCCACUUCAAUGACAUCAAUCUGGAGGAAGACUACAAACCUGAUGUGAGCUACCGCCAAAGCAAGCUAGCCAAUAUACUCUUCUGCAGGGAGCUUGCCAUCAGACUCAAAGGUACCGGUGUGAACACAUACUGCCUCCACCCCGGCGUAGUCCGUACUGAGCUGGCCCGCCACCUGUUCCCGACGUCUUUGUGGAAGAAUCCCCUCCUGCUGCCUUUCCUGUUGAUGAUUAAAAAUCCCCAAGAAGGAGCACAGACCUCCAUUUUCUGUGCUGUGGAUGAGAGUCUGGCCAAUUCCAGUGGCCUUUACUACAGUGACUGUGCACUGAAAACUCCUGCCCCAGCAGCCAUGGACGAUAACACAGCCAAGCGAUUGUGGGCCCUCAGCUCGUCCAUGGUCGGCCUGAUCUGAAGUAAGCCACCUGACGUGCCUCCAUUGACGACGCACCGACCAAGUACUUGCGUUCUUAUCAUGUGUUGCCUUGUUUUUAAAUUUCACGUCAAAUGAGACCCAUCAACUUUGCACGAUAAACACACUACGGAAUUAUUAGGACCACACUGAGAGGAAAAUAAAUUUAAAAAUGAUUGUUGAAAGGAAAGUUUUAUGAAAACUUGCAUUUGCAUGAUUCUUUCAAGGACAGUAGUCACUACAGUGGACUACUAUUCAAAAGUUGGCACACUUGAAACCUUUAACCCUUUAUAGAGCAAGGACUAUUUGUGGUAAUUUAAAAAAUAUUAAUUAUUAGCAAUUACUAUUUUUUGUAAUUAUAAAAAAAUCUAUAAACAAAUAAAAUGUUUAUGAAAAGUAAAUUAAUAAAAUAAAAUGAAUGGAACAUAGAAAUUCACACUGAUUACAGCAACAAGUAACAAUUUUAUAGUUAUUAUUUUUUUAAAGUAUUUUACUCAUUGCAUGGCAAUGAUGGUGAUAGACAUCCAUUUUCGACAAUUUUAGAAGAAUAAAGUUGUUAUUAAUGAAUUAUCACGUUACGAGGAAAUAUUAAAGGUAAAAUUUCUUUUCUGAAAAAAAUUAUAAACAGUUUGAUUCUUGUUUUAGAAUAUCCGUCACAUUUCUUUCCCUUGAGGAAUCCAUUAUUUUUCUUCUUUAAGUGUGGUUCUAAUAGUCCAUCAUAGUACAAAAUAUGCACUGCUUAUUUAUACUCUAUUACACUCUAAGCCCCCCUCUUCAAAUGCCAGCUUUUUGUGAUAUAAUCACAGCAACUGAUGGUUCUUGUUGUUCAACUCUAUCAGUCAGGCAUAGAAGAAUUUGAGGUAUUACAUGUAAAAAUACCACAGAACAAAGUGAAGUCUUACAAAAUCUAGUUGAGUUAAUAACAACAAAACAAGCAUUUGAUUAGGGGUGUCUAAAUAUUUUUAUAUAGAUCCGCUGUAUUUCCUAUUUAAAGCCGUCAUAUAGUAGGUACUUGGACAUCAGCAUGAGCAAACACACUUAUUUUUUGGGCUCAUCUACUAGCUGCCAUUUUUGAAAAAUGUCACGUUUCAUUGCCGAAUAUACAUAGCACAAUGCCUUAUAACUUAGCGGUUGUUUGCAGAAAUAAGAAAAGUUUUGGUUCCAAAAGUUUCGCUCAUAAGUUUAUUUUUUUAAUGGAACAAAUUUUGCUAGAUUUAUAUAACUUCAAAGACCUAUAGUUGACUUUUUUUUCUGGAACCAAUUACAAUCAUAAUGGUCUCAUUUUAAAGGAUUUUUCAAGCUCUGAUAGAUAAUUUCCAAAUUUUUGUCCACGUACCUACAUAUACUGCUGCUAUUUUUUUUCUUUGUCCAUUUCUUUACUUGUUUUCAACAUAUGUAUUUGCAAAGCUGUCGAUCUUGUUUGCACUGCCUGUAAGUACACAAUUGUAACAUGAUCAAACAAAGGUCAAUAGACUUGGGGAGGAGGCAAUAUGCUAUUAAGAAGAUGAGCAAAAACAACAAAACAGAACAGCUCUAUAGAUACAAGAGCAAAUUUAUUUAUGUCCACUUGGAUAAAGUGUAUAUCUGUUUAAAAUGAAGAUAACAAUUGGACUUGUUUGUGCAAUGUAUUUUAAUGCCACUGUGCUGCAUUUGUAAGCCAUGGUCCUAAGUCAAUGUUAAAACACAACUGGUCUGUGUUGUAGUACGAUUUAUUCAAAUAACUGUGUUGUAAUACUAUUUAUUCAAAUAAACCUUGAUCAUUUUAGUGUGCAAACACUAGACGUAAUUCCCAACACUAACAUCAACAUUGACCACUUGGACUAAAGUGACAAAAGAUUCCUGGCUGGUCCACAGAUAAUUGGAGCAAGACAUUUUGCUUUAACGCUAAAGGCCUCUCUGUGUAUGAAUUAACUGCUGCAAAAUAUGAAAUAACAUUUGUCAUUUUUCAACAAAAUCUUUUACUGUGAGAAUGUUAUCACUCAUGAAUAGGGAACAUCAACCAUGACUACUUUUUAAAAGCACAUUUCCAAACUUAUAGCACACUAUUCAUCAAUUUUCUGUAGGAUUUGUCCUUAUUCAGUGCAGGGUUUGAACUUUGACUUUCCUAUUUGGCAAACUGGAUCAGCAGAACUUUAGAUUUCUAGUCAACCAAAUUCACUUGAAUUUUCAACUUAUGAUUAAAAAUGGAACUGUAAGUUCACUUCAAGAUAGUUUUUUUUUUUUUUUUUUUUUUUUAAAUUAUCACCGGUUAAAACUCAACGUUGGUUUAAGUUGUUUGAACUUGAAGGCGUCGUGAGUGAAGUUUACGACUUGCCAUUUCAAGUUUAGAUGACUCAGAAUUUUAGGUCACUUGAUCAUGCAUGUUAAUUCAAUUUAUUCGAUCAAGUUCAUAAUCUUAACUUGAAAUUAAAAUAGUUAUAACUUAAGAAUUUGUGUUACUCAAAACCUUCAGUUAGUAUGAUUUAAUAGGAUUUUUUUGUUUAUUUGAAAUAAGAUGUGUGAUAUUUAGGGCUGCAGCUAUCGAAUAUUUUAGUAAUCGAGUAAUCGACUGAAAAUAUCGAUUAAUUGGAUAAAUUAUUAUUAUUAUUAUUAUUAUUAUUUUUUAGGUAAAGAGCAAUUAUAAAUAUACUUGAGAAAUAAAAGACAUUUAAUCCAAUAUUGAACCAUUUUCAGUCAAUCAAUGUCUUUAUUUUCGAUGUACAUUGUUGAAAACAGCCAACAAUUGCAUCUAAGAUGUGACUAGAAAAAAAAUCAUUGCUUUCACUCAAAAAACUUCUAGAUCUUAUUAAAAAAAAAAAAACAUAUUUCUUACCUAAAAAUGUAAUUACGCUUGAUAACACACAUCACUUGAAAGCUAGGUGUUUUUCCCACGUGUUUCAAUUUAACUUCCAUUUGUGUCAAGCUAUUUUUAAGUUCUACUUAAGUUUUAAGUUAGUCUAAACUGUAAGUACUGAUAGGAUUUUGAGUUUUUGCAGUGUUCAAAAUAAAUGUAUGAUACCUGCUGUAUUGGAGCACAUUAGGGACCAGUGCCACCUGGUGUUUUAUUCAGCAAUGACUACUGAGCUAAGACUGACAGUUAGCUUCAUUAUGUUUUAAUUUUACACCCUCAUCACUGUACAGCGCUGUGUUUUUACAGAUUAAAUAAAGCCUGUAUGUAAGACAUGUUAGCCACGCAUCGAUAGUUGUCAUAAU